AUGAGCGGAUUCCAGAAGAUCAAGGUGGAGAACCCCGUCGUGGAGAUGGACGGUGAUGAGAUGACCAGGAUCAUCUGGCAGAUGAUCAAGGACAAGCUUAUCCUGCCCUACCUGGACCUCAACAUCCAGUACUUCGAUCUCGGCCUGCCCUACCGUGAUGAGACCAACGAUCAGAUGAUCAAGGACAAGCUUAUCCUGCCCUACCUGGACCUCAACAUCCAGUACUUCGAUCUCGGCCUGCCCUACCGUGAUGAGACCAACGAUCAGGUCACCGUUGAUGCUGCUGAGGCCAUCAAGAAGUGCAACGUCGGCAUCAAGUGCGCUACCAUCACCCCCGACGAGAAGCGCGUCGAGGAGUUCAAGCUCAAGGAGAUGUGGAAGUCCCCCAACGGCACCAUCCGUAACAUCCUGGGCGGUACCAUCUUCCGUGAGCCCAUCCUCGUCAAGAACAUCCCACGCCUCGUCGGCGGCUGGACCGAGCCCAUCGUGGUCGGCCGUCACGCCUUUGGUGACCAGUACCGCGCCACCGACUUUGUGGUCAAGAAGGCCGGCAAGUUCCAGAUCGUCUUCACCCCCGACGAUGGCAGCGACAAGGAGGUCUUCGACGUCUACGCCUUCCCCGAGGGUGGCGUCGCCAUGGGCAUGUACAACAUCGACUCGUCGAUCGUCGGCUUCGCCCGCAGCUGCAUGGCCUACGCCCUGCAGAAGAAGUACCCGCUGUACCUCUCCACCAAGAACACCAUCCUCAAGAGAUACGAUGGUCGCUUCAAGGACAUCUUCCAGGAGGUCUACGAGAAGGAGUUCGAGGCCACCUACAAGGCUGCCGGCAUCUGGUACGAGCACCGCCUCAUCGACGACAUGGUCGCCUUCGCCAUGAAGGACAAGGGUGGGUUCGUCUGGGCCUGCAAGAACUACGAUGGUGACGUGCAGUCCGAUUCCAUCGCUCAGGGCUUCGGCUCGCUCGGUCUGAUGACCUCCGUCCUGAUGACCCCCGACGGUAAGACCAUCGAGGCUGAGGCCGCUCACGGCACCGUGACCCGUCACUACCGCGUGUGCAUUGAGACCAUGGAGGCUGGCUUCAUGACCAAGGAUCUGGCCCUCUGCGUUAAGGGCAGCAUCGACAAGGUUACGAGGUCCGACUACCAGAACACCGAGGAGUUCCUGCAGAAGCUGGCUGACAACCUCGACGCCAAAGUCAAGACCCUCUUUGCCUAA
Molecule: messenger RNA, 1215 nt
Organism: Acanthamoeba castellanii str. Neff
Lineage: Eukaryota; Discosea; Longamoebia; Acanthamoebidae
Product: isocitrate dehydrogenase, NADPdependent, putative
Exons: 11
Coding region: 1-1215 (404 amino acids)
Biological process (GO): isocitrate metabolic process
Cellular component (GO): mitochondrion
Molecular function (GO): magnesium ion binding; NAD binding; isocitrate dehydrogenase (NADP+) activity
Source: RefSeq, a predicted model, not a curated record